Molecule: messenger RNA, 714 nt
Organism: Saccharomycodes ludwigii
Lineage: Eukaryota; Fungi; Ascomycota; Saccharomycetes; Saccharomycodales; Saccharomycodaceae
Gene: BBP1
Product: Bbp1p
Exons: 1
Coding region: 1-714 (237 amino acids)
Source: RefSeq, a predicted model, not a curated record
AUGGACAAACCAGAACUAUUAGAAGAUGCUGAUAAUGAUAGUACUAAUACGGGAAUAAUAAAAUGGACUAUAGAUGCUAUUUUUGGUAAUAGGAGUAAUAAUAAUAAUCCAAUAGAAAAUGACACUAAUGAGACUUAUAGCGAUCAUAAUAUAUUAUCGGAUUCCUUGGAUUUGGGAACGCCCAGGAUUGAAAAAAAAGUAAAGUCUACUAAUCAAGUUCCUACUAACCCUUUUAAUUUGUAUCCAUAUGAUGAUAAUGAUACCUUCAAAUAUAAGAAAGAACUUAAAGGCAAGUUAAAAGAAAAUUAUGCAAAAACUUAUAAGCAAGAAAAUGACAAUGUUAAUAAGAAUGCUAUUGCUGUCCCUGGUGGUUUUUCCAAAAUAAAUACAGACAAUGAAAUAGGAUCACAACUUGUUGACAAUAUAAUAAGCACUAUAGAUUCAAACAAUAACAGACUAAAAGAUCUAUCUAACAAGAUACAUUUAUCAUCAUCCAUAGAGGAAGAAGAAAAGUACAAAAUUAAAUACCUGCAAAUAAGACAAGAACUAAUAAAAGAAUUGCGUUCUUCAAAAGAGUUGUACGACAAGUAUUAUCAAUUAUACCAAUUAUACAGUGAUUUGUUAAAGGAUAAUGAGGAAUGUUACAAAAUUAUUGAAACUUUAAAUAAUAGAGUUAUUGAAUUGGAAAGAGGGCGGCGAAAUAAUGAUUUAUAA